ACCAAGCAAAUCGUCUAUAACUAAGCCAGAUGGCGGCUUCUCUUUAUAGUUUCUAACGCCUCCUUACCUCUGCUCUCAUGCAUCAGCCUUUCUCCAUAUUUAAACUCCACCAAUCCCCUACCAAACCAACCAAAAACCUACUACUUCCUCUUCUUUCUUCUUCUUAUUCCUCUUCAAGUUUAUAUUCCUACGACACACUAUUAAACUAUGGUGGUUUUAACUCAGCCACUUGUAGAAAAUUUAUCUCACAUAAAAACAUGCAAGAAUAACAACACUGAUGUUUUCACUGGUAUUCCAGUGAUAGACUUAUUAGACCCUGAAGUCAACACCCUUAUUAUUAAAGCUUGUCAAGAAUUUGGAUUUUUCAAGGUGGUGAAUCAUGGUGUCCCUGUUGAAACCAUGACCAAAUUAGAAAGUGAAGCUGUCAUCUUCUUUAACUUGUCCCAAGUUGAGAAAGACAAAGCCGGUCCAGCUAACCCUUUUGGCUAUGGUAACAAAAGAAUUGGCUCAAAUGGUGAUAUGGGUUGGGUUGAAUAUUUAUUACUCACAACUAACCCUGAUCUUAGUUACCAAAAAUCCUUCGCUAUUCCCGGAAAUUCUCAUCUUUUCUGGUCAUUGGUGAAUGAGUAUGUAAGUGCAGUGAGAAAUUUGGCAUGUUUGGUGCUGGAAAAGAUUGCAGAAGGGUUGAGAAUUGAACCAAAGAAUGUGCUAAGUAAGAUGUUAAUGGAUGAGAAAAGUGACUCAUGUUUUAGGCUAAAUCACUAUCCACCAUGUCCAGAGUUGCUCCAUACAUUGAGUGGUAGAAAUUUGAUUGGUUUUGGAGAGCACACAGACCCACAAGUAAUAUCUGUUGUUAGGUCUAACAACACAAGUGGACUCCAAAUCUCACUCAGAGAUGGGACAUGGCUCUCUGUCCCACCUGAUCCUUACUCCUUUUUCAUCAAUGUGGAUGACUCCUUACAGGUGAUGAGUAAUGGAAGGUUUAGGAGUGUAAGGCACAGAGUGUUGGCAGAUAGUAUGAAAUCCAGGGUGUCUAUGAUUUAUUUUGGAGGGCCACCUCUGAGUGAAAAGAUAGCACCUUUAUCAUGUUUAAUGGAAGAAGGAGAAGAAAGUUUGUACAAUGAGUUCACAUGGUGUGAAUACAAGAAGUCAGCUUACAAGACAAGGUUGGGUGAUAAUAGACUGACCCUCUUUGAAAAGAAACCACAACCAAAUCCUGCUACUUCUGCUGCCCAAUGACAUACUCAAAAAUAACCCUAUUUAGGAAAAUUACAUAGGAAUUUACUCACUUUCCUUAGUUGGAAAAACACCAUCAUCAUCCAAAAGAAAAAAAAGGGUUUUUAUUUUUAUUUUAUUUGUUUUCCUUUCUGGGUGUUUUCCUAGGUUUGGGUAAUUCUAUGUCAUCACCUACUUUUUCUUUUUGUGCUUAAUUGUAACAACUAUCCUUGUGCUAUAAAUGCUAUGUCACUUAAGCAUCUUAUCAAACA
Nicotiana tabacum (common tobacco) is the source of this 1487-nucleotide messenger RNA. Its product is annotated as gibberellin 2-beta-dioxygenase-like. NCBI's taxonomy places the organism in Eukaryota, Viridiplantae, Streptophyta, Magnoliopsida, Solanales, Solanaceae. The record is from RefSeq and is a predicted model, not a curated record.